Molecule: messenger RNA, 1167 nt
Organism: Phytophthora sojae
Lineage: Eukaryota; Oomycota; Peronosporomycetes; Peronosporales; Peronosporaceae
Exons: 7
Cellular component (GO): catalytic step 2 spliceosome
Source: RefSeq, a predicted model, not a curated record
AUGAGCAAGAAGGUGGUGCUGGAAGAGGAGGAGUAUGUGGACGCGCUAGGCCAGAUCAUCGAGCGCGACUUCUUCCCGGACCUGCCCAAGCUCAAGCGGCAGACAGAGCUGCUGCGAGAGGAAGAAGGAGGAGUCCCAUGGACGGACACGACGCUACGCGCUGCGAACACUCGAGGCAAUGCGUCAGUACGCAGCAGCGCAAGCGGCACGGGAUGGGACCAGCCCACUCCUCAGUCGGGAGAGUCUGCUGUUGACGCUACGCAAGAGAGUGAUGCUGCUGAAGCUGAUGCCAAGGCUUCCAUGACGCUGAACCACUUUGUGGCGACGCACACGUCUGAGGACAAUGAAUCGUUCGCGGAGCUACAAGAGAAGGCGGUGAUAGACCACCAACGACGCUACCAUUGGGCUUUCGAUGACGACAAGAAGAGAGGCGACCCGAAGCUGCACUUGCUGACGAACGGAACUUGGAUCUCAAAGGAGCAGCGACGAAUUGCAGAUGAAGCGUGCGCACCAAAAGGACCGAAGGAUGACAGACCGAGUGCUCCUGAAACGUGGAGGUUUCGUGCAAGAAAUCCUCUGCUCUUUCCACCUGAACUGGAAGCUACGCGAGAUAUUUGUCAGGUGCGCUCUGGGAACCAACUUCUGCUUGAAAAUGGUGUGAAGUCACGCUCAGGGCGUCCCCCGCGGGCCGGAAAGAAGACUGUCUACGCUAACUCCAGAUUUUCAUCCCAAGAAACAGAAGAUUACUCUUUAGUUCCAAUGACGCCAGUCAUUGCUCCGGGUGUGGAUGCGAGUCCGCUGAUGACAUGGGGAGAUAUUGAAGGAACCCCGAGAAUUUUAGGAUCACGAGCGACACCAGAACGCAUUUUGAGUACUCCUAGUUUUGAGAUGCGCGAUACUUCAAGUCGAGAGAAGCUAGCGGGUCGGCUGGAAUCGGAAGCUCGCCGUCGUAGCUCGAGCUCCCGGAUGUCCGGUAUCAAGACGCCCUCACGAAAGAGGCCGAAAAACGACCAAACCCCGGUAUGUCAGAGCAUUCGUGCCAGAAUGCCUAGUGUUCGAUCGGUACUACGUACUCCCGUAGGCUCAGACGCGCAGUUGCGAGCCAGCUAUUCUACGCCUCUACGACCACCGCGCCAUUCGAAGUCCAGGUCCAAGACAAGGAAGACG